AUGGAUCUUCCCCCUCGCCGUCCGGGUGCUGAUCCUGGGGUUGUGGUUGUGGUUACUUAUCGAAUCUUCUUUCACCCUUUGGCAAAAUAUCCAGGGCCAUGGCUGGCAAAGAUCAGCAAUCUUUACGCUGGGUAUCACUCAUGGCGAGGUGAUCUUCACGUAGAUAUGUGGAGAUGCCAUGAGGAAUAUGGGGAUUUUGUUCGAUAUGCACCAAAUGGUCUUUUGGUCAACACGGUCAAGGGCCUCCAUGAUGUCUAUGGCCACGGCAAAAACUUCCAAAAAUCCCAAAAAUAUGCCGCGAUGGUUCAUCGAGCACCCAACACAUUGACGGUGAUCGACAAGAACAAGCAUGGCAAGAAAAGAAGAGUCAUUAGUCAGGCCUUCUCAGAUAACACACUUAAAUCGUACGAAAGUGUGAUCCUUGAGCAAGUUCAGCAGUUGUGCAAUGCGCUGCGGGAGAGCAGUGAUGGUCAACCCGUUUCUAUUCAUACUUGGUCCCCUACUAAGGAUAUUGGUCAUCUAAGUGAUUAUUUUACCUUCGAUGUAAUGAGCAACGUUAUCUUUGGAGUACCAUGGUCUACUCAGCGGGAUCCAAAAUAUCGCUUUGUUCCGGAUGUCAUUGAGAAGUCUAAUGUGCGCGUUGGUGCAUUGUCUCAGGCGCCUGAGCUGGCCAUAUUGAGGCUCGACAAGUACUUGUUUCCUGAGGCCAUUAAGGCUCGGGAUAAAUUUAUUCAUUUUGUGGAGGAAAUGCUUCGCCAGGGAAUUCAAUGCGCCACUAAGUCGGGAAAGGGGGCAUUCGCAACCUUGAGUAAGGCGAUCGACCCUGAGACUGGCCUAAAUCUUCGCAUGAAGGAGCUGGCAGGAGAGAGUGCCACUCUCAUUGUCGCCGGCACUGAUACCACCUCGACUGCCUUGGCAGCUUGUUUUUUCUACCUGACACAUCACCCCGAUGCACUUGCACGGGCAGCCGCCGAAAUCCGCAGUGUGUUCCACGCACCAGAUCAGAUCAGUAUGGGCCCAAAGAUGCACCAGUGUGUAUUUUUGCGUGCCUGCAUUGAGGAGAGCAUGCGCUUAUCCCCCUCUGCGGCAGGCUCGUUGUGGCGAGAGGUGACUGACACGGGCGCUGACGUGGAUGGAGAAUUCCUUCCACCUGGAGUAGACGUGGGGACUUGCAUUUACAGCAUUCAUCACAAUCCCGUCUACUAUCCGCAGCCUUUCACCUUCUGUCCCGAGAGAUGGAUUGCCAAGGAAGCGCAGCUCAUCCAGAGCGACGUCGAACUGGCUAGGUCUGCCUUCAACCCCUUCUCCAUCGGGCCCCGUAGCUGCAUUGGCAAAGGCCUGGCGUAUGUGGAACUGCAUCUAGUGCUCUCGCAUGUCCUUUGGGCAUUCGAUCUUCAGAUGGCGCCAGGGGAGCUGGGUCACGUUGGCGAGGGCCACAAGGAUGGUCCUAUUGGGCGGCAAAGAGUCAAUGAAUUCCAGAUUUUCGACCAUCUGACAGCUGCUAAAAUGGGGCCGUUCUUGGAGUUCAAACCCCGUAUAUAG
Penicillium canescens is the source of this 1542-nucleotide messenger RNA. Its product is annotated as cytochrome P450. The transcript is spliced from 5 exons. Gene Ontology annotation, molecular function: oxidoreductase activity, acting on paired donors, with incorporation or reduction of molecular oxygen; monooxygenase activity; iron ion binding. Lineage: Eukaryota; Fungi; Ascomycota; Eurotiomycetes; Eurotiales; Aspergillaceae. The record is from RefSeq and is a predicted model, not a curated record. The coding region runs from base 1 to 1542 and encodes 513 amino acids.